GAAAAAAAGGAGGAAAAAAAAAAAAAAAAAAAAAAGAAAAAAAGAGGCCCUGCCGCCUCCCCUCCCGGUAAAACUCAACGGCAAUCGCAGACGUUCCCUCCCAGGAUCUGGUCGCAAGCGGCCCGUGCUACGCUUUGGUCGUGGUUAAUUUCCGCGUCUGCCACGAGGCAAGCAACCAAGUCUUUGCGCUGGUCUGUCGACGACCAUCUUGCUGAGUUAGAAGAAGGCUGCGAUCUCUACCCAUUCUGGCUAUUGCCGGGCGCCAUCGAGCGUCUCGCACAUCCGAUGAGGUUUGGAAGGUCGCUGGGUUUCUGGGCUGGCAGGAAUAUGAUCGUGGGUGCUGAGGAAUCCGCGAUUUUGGCCUUGAUCCCUGCAUCCUUAAGGGCGCUUGGCUUCUCGCAAUCUCAGAUCUGAAUUGCGUGAUUAUUCUGGCCUUUGACCUGCCUGUUUGGGCACACGAUUCUUUCCAGAGAACAGAUAGGUCGUUAAUAUGGGGCUCCCCGGGCCGAGAUAGACCAACGAACGACAGUACCUGUCCUGCCGGCUAUGAAAGCGACACACGUCAAAGGAGGAGCAGUACCAAGGGUUUGAUUGCCACUCCAAGAGAGCUCUUCUUUCAACGUCCAAUCUCUUUUUACUUUCUCUUACGGCCCUCCAUGCCAGUUACUCAACACUGCAGUCUCUAUCCCUUCGAACUUCGGUUACUCUCGAAACAAUUUGUUUCUUCAACCGCUGGAAUCGAAUCGCAACUCGAUAAAUGUCAUCGGGCUACGUGGUGUCAACUUGCACGGCUCGUUUUUCUUGUUUAUACCGGGCAAGAUACACUCCCGACGGAUGCAAUAUCUCCGGGGGCUGAGAUGAUGAUGAUGAUGAAAACUUGCCUCCCAGCCCGAACGACUAAAGCUAGCCAUGAUACAAAAGAGCCAGUUGAGAGUCUUGCUCUCGACAUUGGUUGAGGGGAUUCUCUCAGGUACUGAGCCGAUCCUUUGAAGGCGCAACUUCCCCUUACAUAUUCGAACUCGUUUCCCAUAGGGAGAUUUAAAACUGACAAAAAGGUCAGGCGCACAGGAGAGUGCAACCUUGCAGUAGUGCAUCUUCACCCUCCAUGGCCUGCAUCCUCUGAUCCAGUCUCACGUCACCAGGGAUUUGAGGGCCGGCAAGCUCCUCACCCUCAGGUUACCUCCUGUUUAUAUUGACUGUUUCCUCAGAAUAUGUUCAGUUCCACUUGAAAUGUGAGGCCUGCUUCAGUGUAGUCAGUCUCGCUGUCAGCGCAGGGAUUGCAGGCUCGGCUCUUCAUGACGAUGACCUCUACGCCCGCCACUGUGGGGCAUGACUGGUGGGCAAUGCAGCCGCUUUCUCUUUACGGAUUCUCUUCUCCGUCCGUUUAUGGAUCCGAAUGAACUCUCUCAGCACAAACUUAAAAGGGUCUUCCCUGAGAGUGGUUAGCCUCCCGAGUGGCAAUUCCGAGGAUAAAUUCUCUCUCGUCCCGUUUCCUUUCGGGGCGCAGCGAAGGUCAAAGGAUGUUAUCACAAGCCUCCGCUCAACGGCUUGUGUGGAGCAAAACUAAAUAUUCAACGUAGAAUGAUUCCUGCGUGAAGCGGCUGGAUCCGUUGAAAUAUAGAGGGCCGAGUGACGGCUCUUUCUCAACAUUGGCUGAGGAAUGAUGACGUCCACAAUAAGAACUGGCUAAGCAACUUCAGGCCGUACCUCACGGGCAUCACCUUCAGUUCGCGGAUUGCCGUCAUCGGUCCCAGCGCGGCUGGUCAACCAAUCAUCGUGUCUCCAGCCCAGGUCCAUGUCGUUCUCGGAAGUAAUUGGCCGGGAACCGCUGUCAACGGUCCAUUUUUCUGGGGCAUCUCCAAGGAGUUACGGCGACAAAUUAUCGCAUAGGAAAAUAUCUAAACAAGAGGAUAGACGCUCUCGAAAACGGGAGGCGUAGUAAAUACGUCACAUACAU
Molecule: messenger RNA, 1957 nt
Organism: Coccidioides immitis RS
Lineage: Eukaryota; Fungi; Ascomycota; Eurotiomycetes; Onygenales; Onygenaceae
Exons: 3
Coding region: 657-956 (99 amino acids)
Source: RefSeq, a predicted model, not a curated record